This is a messenger RNA of Podarcis lilfordi (Lilford's wall lizard), 12277 nucleotides long. The record is from the annotation of a GenBank genome assembly. NCBI's taxonomy places the organism in Eukaryota, Metazoa, Chordata, Lepidosauria, Squamata, Lacertidae.
GCACCGCGGGCUCUUUUCCCCGCUGCCGAGAGCGCGCGGCUGGAGGGAGGGAGGAAGGGAGCGCGAGGGCUCCCGCUACGGCAGGCCGCUUCCCCGCCGCUACCCGGACGGAGGCCCCCGCCAUGGCCAAGCACGUUUUCCUGACGGGACCGCCAGGUAACCCAACCCGGCGGAAGCGGAGAGGGAGGAAGGAGGGCGGGAGGCCCUGCCUGGGCAGCGGCCCGGUGCUGCGAGACUUCAGGAAGGGAAGGCGAGGCAGAGCUCGGCUGAAGCCAGGCCUCCUCUUCCGCUGCCUCCUCCCGGGCAGAAAGCGGAGCCGUGCCUCGGCUCCUUCCUGCCUGCCAGGGGCGAACUUACUUCCGAGUAAACGUGCUUAGGGCCUCACGCUCCCCCGCCCAUUCCCACGAUCGUCCUUCCCUGGCGUGUUUUGAGUCGCCUGCACGGGGUGGUUUCUAUCCCGAAACCUUUUUAAAUUGGAAAGGUUUGCGUUUAAGCGCUCAGGCUGCAAUCCUAGGUGCACCCACUUAACUUGACAAGAAGCUCCAUUGAACCCGGUGAAAUUUACAAGAAAAUAAAAUCUGAGUGGUAAUAGAGUGUAGCUGGGGCGGGGAACCCUUUUCAGCCAGAAGGCUUCACUCCCAUCUGGACGACCUUUCUUUGGGAGGGGGGUACAGGCCAGUGGCAAAAGUGGACAGAGCAACGAAUGCAGAUUUCAGUUUUGCACACCAGGCUAAAGUCUACACUGGCGCUUGUACAUCCGUCUCUGUCCUGGAAGCCAGAGGCAUUAUGAGAGAUCAAUGCUGCACACGCAAGGAGGAAGUUCCAAGAUGCUUGGUCCCCAGGCUUCAGGUUGUCUGCCCUGCUUGGACUAUUAUUUACCUGCAAUUAUUUACACUCUGAAAUAAACCUUGUUGAGUUCAGUGGGGUUAUUGUGAAGUAACUACAUAUAGAAUUACAGCCUUGUAGUGCAAUACUUUGACUGUGUCAACCACAGCAAACUAUGGCAAGUUCUUAAAGAAAUGGGAGUGCCUGAUCACCUCAUCUGUCUCCUGAGAAAUCUCUAUGUGGGACAAGAAGCUACAGUUAGAACUGGAUAUGGAACAACUGAUUGGUUCAAAAUUGGGAAAGGAGUAUGGCAAGGUUGUAUAUUGUCUCCCUGCUUAUUUAACUUAUAUGCAGAAUUCAUCAUGUGAAAGGCCGGGCUGGAUUAAUCCCAAGCCGGAAUUAAGAUCGCCGGAAGAAAUAUCAAUAACCUCAGAUAUGCAGAUGACACAACCUUGAUGGCAGAAAGUGAGGAGGAAUUAAAGAACCUUUUAACGAGGGUGAAAGAGGAGAGCGCAAAAUAUGGUCUGAAGCUCAACAUCAAAAAAACGAAGAUCAUGGCCACUGGGCCCAUCACCUCCUGGCAAACAGAAGGGGAAGAAAUGGAGGAAGUGAGAGAUUUUACUUUCUUGGGCUCCAUGAUCACUGCAGAUGGUGACAGCAGCCACAAAAUUAAAAGACGCCUGCUCCUUGGGAGAAAGGCGAUGGCAAACCUAGACAGCAUCUUAAAAAGCAGAGACAUCACCUUACCAACAAAGGUCCGUAUAGUUAAAGCCAUGGUUUUCCCAGUAGUGAUGUAUGGAAGUGAGAGCUGGACCAUAAAGAAGGCUGAUCGCUGAAGAAUUGAUGCUUUUGAAUUAUGGUGCUGGAAGAGACUCUUGAGAGUCCCAUGGACUGCAAGAAGAUCAAACGCAUCCAUUCUUAAGGAAAUCAGCCCUGAGUGCUCACUGGAAGGACAGGUCCUGAAGCUGAGGCUCCAAUACUUUGGCCACCUCAUGAGAAGACAAGACUCCCUGGAAAAGACCCUGAUGUUGGGAAAGAUUGAGGGCACAAGAAGGGGACGACAGAGGACAAGAUGGUUGGACGGUGUCCUCGAAGCUACAAACAUGAAUCUGACCAAACUGCGGGAGGCAGUGGAAGACAGGAGUGCCUGGCGUGCUCUGGUCCAUGGGGUCAUGAAGAGUCAGACACGACUAAACGACUAAACAACAACAGUGCAAUACUAUGCAUGCUUAUUCAGAAGUGAGUGCUACUGCAUUCAGCGAAGUUUAAUCCCAGGGAAGCAGGCGCAGGAUUGCAGCCUGACAUAAUUUAGCCCCAGUGUAGAAGGCAUAGUUAGGAUUGGUUGUAAGCCUGUUCUGCUUUAAAUGCCAGUACUAAAUAAAGGAAGUCAUUUGCACUGUUUGUGAGAGACGCUUCUCUCUGGUAAUAUUUAUCUAUGUAACAGCACAUAACUCAUUUUAUCAUCUUUACUAGACACCUGCGGCUAAGAAAAUGGCCUGAUUACUUAAGAUAUUUGGAAUUCCGCCUCCGCUUUCCACAUUGCUUCUGAGCCCCAUUAUCUCUUUUGUUCCAGAUCCAAAUAUGUCUACUGAAAAGUAUUCCAGCAUAGUGUUUGAAUUAAACCAGGUUUCUGUUGUCUUAGUAUUGUAGGUUGCAAAUAGGUAUGUCCUUUUCUCUGUAAAUAAUAUAGUGGUACCUCGGUUUAAGCCCUGUUUAUGAACUAUUCAGUAUACAAACUCAGCAAAACCAGAAGUAGUGUUUCGGUUAGCGAACUUUACCUCGGUCUAUGAAUGGUGGAAGGGCACUGGCGGUGGGAGGCCUCAUUAGGGAAAGCGCAGCUCGGUUUAAGAAUGGCUUUGGUUUAAGAUGGACUUCCAGAACGGAUUCGUUAACUGAGGUACCACUGUACAAUAAUGAUAAUAUCAAACCUUAGCAUUUAAACGUUUUCCACUCAAGACUGCAGCACUGUGCACACAGAGUGUGGUCUACUUCUGAAUAAGUAUGCAUAGUAUUGUGCUACAGUAUCUAUUCUGUUACUCCAUGAAAACACACAGUUGUUUGUAAUUUACAGAAGAAAUAUGGAAUUGGAUUUAUCUGACAAAACACAUUUAAAUAUUUUACAGAUCUCGCAUAUUGCUAUCAUUAUUAAGGUUAAUUUCUUUUUCUUUCCUUAUAACUCAUGCCACAUUUUUGAUCCUUGCAGGUUUUUGAAACCCUAUCUGCCCAUCAGUUACAGUGCAAGCACCCGUUCUUCCCAUUAACAUUUAGUUUGUGUGACUUAAUUAUUAAAAAAUGAUUUAGUACAUCAGCUCUAAAUAAUAUACAAUUAUCACUGUCCUCCUCUUUUACUGGAGUAAAUUGGAUUCCUGAAAAUUUAAAUUAUGAGCCAAGGAAACAGUCAUUUAUCAGUGGAUGUUAAUAUGAUUAUCCAAGAUGACGGCAAUAGAGCUUGGGGUGGGUGGAUGUUACAUUAAUAAGCAAAACUCUUUUAUCGUGUAGCAUUCUAGAAGAUGCAGAAAUUGAGAUGAUGGCCCUCAUUUAUCACUUCUGGGGAUAUUUGUCACUGGAGAUAUUUGUAAUAGAGAGGGCUACAAAAUACCUAAGCAGAUGCUCUUCCAUUUUUUUAGACUGUCCCUCUCUCUUAAAAACUGACACUUGGGAAUGUAUCCAAAAAAAGACAAUGGAUAUAUAUGCAAUGACCUAAUGUGUUAGUUGCCUGGGAGCUCCAAAAUGCAAAUGGCACAGCCUUGACCAUUCUCCCCCUGAAACAAAUGGGGAACAAUCUGAUCACAGUGUGUAGGAUCAUGUGCCCGGUAGACCAGGCCCAUUGUGUCAUGUCUUCAUGUUUCCAUCUCAUAUUUUUGCCAUGAUAAGGGGCACAAAGACUUACAAUAAUGAUGACUGAUGUGCAUGGUGAAUUCUUCUCAGCAUAACUUGCAGUGCAGGCUGCCACAACUGGAGGCCAAUUUGGAUGAAGCAUCCAUUGCAAGGGCAAUGUGUGCUUCAGUUAGGAGGAAGGAGCCAAAAGCGUCCAGAAAUACAUAUGUGUAUUUGUUUUGUUGCACAACCAUUAUACUGAAAACAAGGCUUAAAAAACACUCUUCUUGUUAUAGGAAUUGGGAAAACAACGCUGAUCCAAAAAGUCACUGAAGUUUUAAAAUCAUCCGGUAUCCCUAUUGAUGGAUUUUAUACAGAAGAAGUGAGAGAAGGUGGCAGGAGAAUAGGAUUUGAUGUUGUCACUCUGAGUGGAAGAAGAGGAAUUUUGUCUAGAGUUGGGUAUGACGUUUGAAAUUCACAUUCUGACACCUAAUCUGGGAAUGCCUUUGUAGAAUGCACAACUGCCCUUUGAAGCUCCUGUGCUGCUCAUUCAAGGGUAGCUGGAAUCAGAUGAACCGUUGAAGUGGUGAAUAAGAUUGUGAAGUCGCUGUGCUGAUCUUUAGUGUUGACUUGUUGCUGCUAAACAGCAAAAAACUCUUGUUACAGAAACCAAGCAAAGUAUCAGGGCAUGCAAUAAAUGAGAGGCAACAGGCACAGGGAUAGCCAGGGUCCACCAGAAUGAUGUGCAGUGCAAAUGACGAGCAACUGUACUCCCAGUUAAAAUUUACAGCAAGUUUCUGGAACAAUUAUAUGGGUGUUGAGCCAGUCCUACGCCUUUUUUAUAUCACCCCAGGGCAGUUACCAGUUUUUGUAGAAUUCUGUUCUUAGUAGCUGCCACUUUCUGGUUCCAGUUGAUGUGUUUCAUUGUGAUAUUGUGCAUAUAUCCCACCAGGAUUGCAAUAUUAGCAACCAUCUGGGGCAUCUAAGAAAGGUGGGAGGACAUUCUAAUGUGACUAAAGAGGGGCACUGCAAGGGCAUGUGAAAAUUUUGACAUGCUUCACAUAGUCUGAGGGUUAUCUGCUAAGGAACAGGGUUCUAGAAUGCUUUAUUGUUCACUGUGUUGGGUAUUUUCUUCCUUCCUUCAGCUCUGGUCCUUCCACAGCAAGGCGUGAAUACCGUGUUGGCCAGUAUGUAGUGGAUCUAAUGUCAUUUGAACAGUUGGCUCUUCCUUUGUUGAGAAAUGUGAGUAAUAUUUUGGAAUUUCUGGAGAACAAUAUGAAUAAAUGAAUAAAACAUGAUGAGGAGUUUAUAGUGAAAUGUCUUGUACUCUUCUAUCUUGGUAGAGCUUAGAUCCAGCACCCCUUUCCAUUGUCAGCUCCAUUUAUGAGUUUUCCCAGCUCCCACCAUCCUCCUGUCCCUCUGCACCCACAGCUUCCUACAUGUCUGUCUGUCUGUCUCUCCCCACCCCAUCCUCUUGCACUCCAUGGAAGAUGGUGUGUUACCCAGAGUUCUGGUGUGCAGUGUAAGAGUGGACACACAGUGUUUGGAGUCCCCUUCCUCCCAGUUCUCACAUUUGGUUUACAGGUUCAGAUUUCUGUUCAGUUGCAAAAAGGAACAAGUGAUUCUCAACACAUGGCUUACAGGACUAGUGGGAAGCUAAAAUGCCACUGGAGAAAUUUGCAGCUGUGUGGGUGACUGUAUAACUGCUCUUAUUCAGCACCAUUUAGGAUUGGUAAAUGCAAUUCCAAGAUAAAUCAGCGAUUAGAAAACAAAUUAGAAAUUAGAAAACACUUAGUGUCCUGAAAAUUCUCCAGGAACGAUGCUGACAAACUAUAUGCUCUACCAUAACUCGUUUAUCCUGCGGAGCUUAUCCAAACACAAAGCGUUUAAUACAGAUAUGCCUCAUUUUAGGAAAGUACAAAGGCAUUUCUUGUCAUUUUCCUUUUCUUUUAAAAAGCAUCAUAGAGUAUUUAGCAGCAGGGUAAUAAGUGGCUUGGACAGUACAAUGAACCCCAGAGGGUGAAAUAACACCCCUUUAGCUAGUUUCUGUCAACUGUUAUUUCAGUAGGUACAGGACCAUAUAUGUAGUCAGACCAACAUAACAAUAAUUUUAAAAAUGAUUUUUUUUGGGGGGGGGAGGAUGGGGAGCACCAGGUGGGCAGGCAAAUAAAGAAGGACACACAGGAACAAAAAGGCAUGGCGAAGUAAUGUAAAACUAUAGUUUGUUAAAGAAAUAGGUGAUCUGAGCAACCUGCUGGGUUCUUUUUGUUGUAUGACUUGAAUCUUAAGCUGCAGUCCAGUACACAUUUAACCUGGGAGUAAGGCCCUUUGAACUCAGUAUUACUUACUUCCAAGGAAGCACUCAUAGAAUUGCCCUGUUAUAACGAUGCAUUGCAGUUACACAACUUUUUUUCUCAGAAGUAAAAGCCCCAAGGGUCUGCCCCUGUAACACACAUGAGGUAGAAUCUAUAGAACACAUCCUUUUGUUCUGUAAUUUUUAUGCUGGAAUUUGGAAGCAUACAGUUGGCGCUUUACUGACCAAAUUACCAGGGAGGUCAGAUCAGUUUAAUGUUUAAUAUUUAAUGCAAGAUAAAAUCCUGAGGAUAUCCCUGAUAGUGACUAAAUUUCUAUCAGUAGCAGUGAAAACAAGAGAAUAACUCGCCAUCUGAAUCUGGAAGGACUAUUUCCAGGGGCCAAGCAGAGGUUAUUAUGUCGCACUUCUGAAUAUGUUUUGCUCUAAGAUUCUGAUGUACUGUGUAUGUUUUAAUUUUAUUUCUGGCCUAUUGACAGUAAUCAAUUGAAUGAAUGAUUGACAUAUUGACUUAAUCUACUAAAUUUUCUUACUGGUGGCUUCAAUCAGAUACCUAUAUUUUCCUUAUAGCCUGAUCUUGCCAGUAGCACAGCGAAAAAGGUCUGCAUAAUUGACGAGAUCGGUAAAAUGGAGCUCUUCAGCCAGUCCUUUAUUCAAGCUGUCCAUCAAAUUCUGACUGGAUCAGGAACUGUGAUUCUUGGAACGAUCCCAGUGCCUAAAGGAAAGCCCUUGGGGCUUGUGGAGGAGAUCAGAAGUAGAAAGGAGGUGAAGGUCUUCAAUGUAAGUAGGCUGAAGGUCCACUGAGCAAGUUUUCAUCUUUUGCCCAUUGUGAAGUCUAGCCCAGUUUUAGCAAUCAGCUCUUACCACCAUUUGGUUUGUGUUCUGGACAGGAUUGCAUGUCCUUUGGAGGAAUAGGUUUCCUGCUUGUGAGGGGCUCAUAGUUCUAUCUUUGUCACUAGAGAUGAUGGGGAUUGAUCUUGGGAUCUUCUGUGGGCUAAGCAUGUCCUCUGCCAACAGGAUGGUGUGUCCUCAUGCACUCGGUUAUAGUCAUAUGUAAACCUUAGCUAUGGCGUUCAGCUAAUGAAAGUGGCUGGCUACAGAGACCUCUGUUCAUGGGUGCACCAGGGGCCUAGCCUGGUCAAUUAACUUGAGUUCUUGCCCUUUUGAAAGCCCCUCAGUCCAUUAGAUAUUUUAAGGGAAGACCUUAAAACAAAUGCAACACACUUUUUCUUUUUUGCUUGCCACUAGAGGUAGGAAAACAUUUCAGAUUCCUUGGGACCAGCAAUAGCAUCAGAAGUGUCCACAAAACCUACCGCUUUCCACCACAUUGCUCUCUUGUUGCUUGUUUGUGCCGGAAGACCUUUUAAUUCGUCUCCCUGCAUAAUAGCUCUUCCUCAUGUUUGUUUCUGGCACCUGGUAACAACAUGUCAAGGCCUCUUUAGAUUGCACCUCACGAAACCAGAAGUACCAGACACAAAAUCAAUGCAGGCAAAUGCCCAAGAUGUUCUUGAUUCAUUUGUGUCAAUUUAGUUUGAUAGAAUCUUCUAAGAAUAUGGAUUUAUAGUUCCACUUUCCCCCCCUAUCUCAUCAGCAGCUCCAUCCCCAGAUUGAUUCUGCAAGUUGAUCUUUGCCCAAACGUCUUUGGUUUCCCCCCACUUUAAAUUGUCCAAUAUAGCUCUUGCUAAUUUAGGUCAUGCAUGCUUGGGAUGCUCGUAGUGUUUUGCCUAUAAAAGCUUUCAGCCCUCUGGAAGGAGGAUUGUUGUGCCUCCUAUCCUUUCCAGGGCCCUCUUUUUCUCUGCAAACAUGGCAUAUAUAGUUCACUCAUUCAUAAUUUACAUGUCUUGCCUCUCUUUGCUAGUUUGGUAAUAUGCCAUCGACACCCACUGCACCUGGUUGCAUAUUUUCACAUCUGCAGCAGCACAUGCAGUCUAUUGAACCUGAUUGCUGUAAAGCAGUUAACAUACAAAUCGGGUAAUUUGGAGGUGGAUACCUUGGGGCCAGAAAGAAAAUUUCUCCCAUGGGGGAAUUACAGUGAAGAAAUUAUUAUCCACUUCCUCAGCCUUCCAUAUUGACAACUGUCACAAUCAGUGUUCGAAACUCCCAUUGUUCUAUGCCAGGCAUAGGAAAACUCGGCCCUCCAGAUGUUUUGGGACUACAAUUCCCAUAAUCCCUGACCACUGGCCCUGUUAGCUAGGGAUGAUGGGAGUUGUAGUCCCAAAAGAUCUGGAGGGCUGAGUUUGCCUAUGCCUGUUCUAUGCGCCUUUUGCAACAGGGAAUUUCAUUAGCGUGAGCAGUUUCUGAACUCUGGGCGCUGUACUGCACCUAAGAUGUCAGAUUAAAACUGCAGAGUGGAAGGAAAGGAGAACCUUUUUCUGCCUCUCUACUUCCAGCUACUCUCUGCAGACUGGAGAAGAGACCCUCUUAAGAAUAUUAGGGGGGUGGGCAGGGAAAGGACUAGACAAUGUGAAAAAUGAACAUAAUAUUUUAGCUGCAGUUCAUUCAUUUUCAGCUUUGUAUUCUUGCUAUAAAAAAGCACACCUAGACAUUCCCCUGAUGUGCCCAUAACCUAGGUUUAAGGUGCCAUUUAGCUCCUAGCUUUCAUAUCUCAGUUUCUAACACUGGUCACAAUAAAUGGCCAGCAAUGUUAACUAAUCCAUUUUUUUUUUUUCUGAUUCUAGAUUACAAAGGAGAAUAGAGACAGCAUUUUGCAAGAUAUUGUGGCAGCUGUGCAGAGCUGCCUAAAAUGAUGCACACCAUUUUAUGUGUUCUUUCCAUCCCAGUGCAACCUCCAUCCUUUUUCUUUUUCAAAAUAAUGUUUAUUAAAGAUUUUCCUCGUUUACAAAAGCACGUGCAUUGUCUCUUUCUUCAGGUUGCGUUUUCUGCACAUCAGUUGCAUUUGUCGUGAGACAUAGGUGUUAUAUGCAGUUUAGGGCUGGGAAGAAAAGAGGGGGUAACGGGAGAAGGGGGUGGGGUGGUAAAGCUUAUGUUCAUUUACUUAGUGUAUGUGUGGGGUUUUUGUGUCAGCGUCACUUGGGUAGGUUCUCUUUCUAUUUAUGUUAUGUUUCCUUGGUGAGAGAGGUUGGCGUGGCCUAGGUUGUGGUUGAUUGUCCUUGGUUGACUGCAGUGGGAUUUGUUUGUGUGUGGGGGAGAGUUGUUUGGUUAAGUUAGCCAUUUUGAAUCGUAUGCUGUCAGUGGGUUCAUGUUGUUGUCUUGUUGGGCUGUUUAUGUGAUAAAGGGGAGCCAUACCAGAAUGAAGGCGUCCUCGUCUAUUUGUCCCCAUGUCGGUUUCAGUCUAUUGGUUAGUUUUUCUAGUAAGGCUGUUUCCCAUAUUACUUGAUACUAGUGUUCCAUGUUUAUUCCUGACAGGUCCCUCCAGUGUCUGGCUAUGAUGUUUCUGGCUGCUGAGAGUAGGUGGGGCAACCUCCAUCUUUGAAACUCUAUUGUCUUUGAAUAUGCAGGUGUGAAUUGUGAUGUUUCACAUUUGUGGCCUGCCAUUGAUUUUCAAAUCAGACGGUUCAUUUGCAGUUAAAAUAAGAGCCAGCAAAUUGAUCUUAAGACCUGAAAGUAAAGCUGUUGGAUUAUUAGCUUUGCAAUACGGAUGGGAGGCCAGACUCUGAAUUGAGUUGUACCUAACUUUGGUCUACAUGAGUAGUGAACCAAUUUGACACAGUCCCACAUCAAAAUUAGUAUAAAUAGGUUCAGAUGUUUUCAGCUGUAGUAUCCUGAUGGAAUUGGAGAAAUUUCUCUUGAUAUAAAUCCUUGCAAACAGUUUGUAUCCUGUUUCUACCCAUGCCCUGUACACAAAUGUACAGUAGGCACAUACCUGAAUUGCACAUGGAAUGCUCUUUAGGCAAAUCAGUUAAGAAACACAGAUAUAUCAGCUCGACUUAUCUCUCAGUGUAAGUGAAGAAGAAAAAUAUGAUAUGGGAUCCAAGGGAUACUCCUAUUCAUCUUUCUAGUGUUCUUUUGGGGUUAAAAAAACAAGCCUAACUUUAUUCCGCUGAUGUGAUAUUUGAUCAGGAUUCUGCCAAGUUUUUCAGUCGUUUGCUUGCUAGCUCUUCAGUUUCCAAAUCUCUGGUAGGUAUUUCAUUCAUUAAACUAUAAUAUUUCUCAUGUAAGCCAACCUUUUUCUAUAACUCAGCUUGACUUCUGGUGGUGCUAGUUAAACAAUUAGUGUCCACUAAUGCUUAACCAUUUUUGUUUUGUUUAGCACCGUUUUGUUAAUAAAGGAACUACCUGUAUAAAUUACUGUGGCACAGCUUGUGUCCCACAAGACCUAUGAAUGGUGUUCAGGAAAAGUGUUUACCACUUAAUCAGUUUUGCAUGUCAUGAAAGCUAAAUUCCCAGCCAGGUGCACAUUUGUUUUCAUGCAUUGUGUGGUGUUCCUUGGCUAUAGCAAAAUUUGUAAAGGAAUUUAGCCCUUUUCUUCCUCUGCCCUGCAUAUAUGAAGUGUAACAAAUACUGAAUCAAUACAUCCCUUGGUUAACACAAUAUGGAAACCUGCAGUGUCUUCAAAGCCAUUUAUAUGGAUACCAGGUUAGAAUCUGUCUACAAUAGCAAAAAGACAGUGGGUGCACGUUUUCCCCAUAGGACUAUCCUGCUACCAGCUCUACCUUAUUGAAGGUGCUUAGAAGUCUGCUCAUGGACUUGACAGUAAUGAACGAGUCUCCCCUGCCCCACAUACUUGUGGUAAAGGCUAAUUAUAACUGCAGUCUGCUACUAGACUCCUGCAAUAUUAUGACCUCACUCAAUUUUCUCACCACUUAAUAUUGAGAGUGAGCUGGAAGUGGGAAACUGGCAGCCCUGUUUCAUAGACGAUAUCUCUGUUCAUUAUAUUUGGCAUCACGAAAGAACUUUCCCCAAGUAGUACUGACAAGGUUUUUUCUCCUUUCCUUGCAAUGUGUGUCCCAAUUCCCCUGAGAGUCACUUCUUGCUAUUGCAGGUGUUCUGUGCGUCAUACUGAUAUCAUUUUAAGACAUCAGUAUCCCACGAAUGCAGCGUGACUAUUUCAAACGUGUAUCAAUAAAGGAAGAAACUGGAUUAGGAGAAUGAACCCAGUGGUUUGCGGGUAGCCUUAAUGAGCAAGUUUCCCACUCUGUUUUUGUUUCAUGAGACCUUAUGUUGACAAUAGUACAUUAUCUGCUUUUGGAAGGUCCAAGAGCACUAUGAUACAAGAAGCAGCCCUACAGCAAAUAACUCAUGAGUCUGGUCUCCACGGCACUGGUGUAUCUGCAGAGCUCUGAUUAAAGUUGCGUUGCACCUGUGGAUUUUAAUUGGUAUAACAGGAAGAGCAUAAUUUGUGCUUGAUCUUCUCCACGGGCCUAUGCAUCAAGGCCAUUCAGCACGUAUGUUUGUAGAAAUUCGAGCCAAGAAAAAGUAUCCAGAUGGAGUAACAAAGGCUGUUUUGUUCAACUUGUGUUGGGUCUAUUAUGUAUUUAUUUUGCACUCAGGAUUUCCGAAGAAAGAAUUUUGUAAUGUUUGCAGAAGUUCAAAGGCAGUAACACGAGAUUUUUAGGGAGAUUCAGUGGUGGAAAUGCAAACAGCGCUAUUUCAUUAAGGACCUAGGAGGAGGGAAAAGAACAAUUCCAUUUUUUAAGAAUUCUGACUGUUGAAGCAGAAGCCCACUGAACACAGCUUUCCUCAGCUCCUCUACUUUUGUGCCUGGAUGUUGCAUUUUACCUGCUUCAGAAAGAAAAGAGAAGCAGAAAUUGGCCAGGAAUGACUACACGUCAACAAUGACCACUCAGUGAUUUUACAGAAAGUGUUUUCUGUCUGCCUCAGUUCUCCAUGGGAAGACUAACCUUCACAGUUCACUUAUAGUGUUCUCGGAGCCUCUAUAAAGAACCAAGAAUGGAUGAAGUUAUCUCUGGCUUUUUUCUACACCGGCUUCUGUUCCCAUAGAAGCAGCACAUCUGUGUGUGGAAUGAGGGGUGACGAGAGCCAUUAAAGCAGCUGUUCACCAAGUGAAGGAACACCUGCUGGGUGCAAUGGAGUCUCAAGUUAUUUCACCAGUACAAGCAGAGUGAAAACAUCUUGCACUAACACAAUAAAUUGAUCUGGCCAGCAUUAGUAGUGACUCGCUGUGCUAUGGCUUGGUGUUCAGUAUCGUGAGACUGACUUCUGAGUGGUUUCUGCUGUGAAUACUACCCUCCCUCAAGCUAGUUCUGGCUGUGGAAUAAUAAUAAUAAUAGUAAUUUAUUACAUUCCUUCAUCUGUAGAUCUCAGGCUGAUUCACAACAAAAAAGUUCUAUAUAAAAAAGAUAGAGUACAGAAUACAAAUAAGAACAAAAGCAAACCAAUAAUGCCCCCUCCCACAACACAUUU